CUACUCUAGUAGACAAUCAGCUGAUUUAAAUGUGAAGUUUUGCAAGUAUGCAAAAUUAUUUUACCGGUUUCCUUAAUUAAACUGAAAAAUUGUGCGAGGCACAAAAAUGGAAGCAGGAAAUGUUGCGCAUAGCCUGGAAGGUAAAGUCCGAACAGAGGACAUAAAACUUAAGGAACUGGCCCCGUUUAGCAAAAUGUUGCUGUCAGAAUCAGUACGCAAAGGGUUGCAGAAAACAGGAUUUGUAUACCCUACAGCUAUUCAGGCCAUGUCGAUUCCAAUGGGAAAGUCGGGACUAGAUCUACUUGUACAAUCGAAAUCAGGAACCGGAAAAACUUUAAUAUUUUGCACGAUAAUUCUAGAAGCUUACCGAAUGGAUUUGCUAGAGCCCCAAUCAUUGAUUGUAGUACCUACGAGGGAGAUCGCCAUACAAAUCGAAAUGGUGCUAAAUCAAAUUGGGAGUUGCUGCAGCAAUUUCCGUGCUGUGAGUGUAAUUGGAGGUCUAGAUGUCGCUGAGGAUAGAAAGCGUUUACAAAGUGCCAAAGCUGUUGUGGGCACUCCAGGACGAUUACUUCAUUUAAUCCAAAACAACGUGCUUAAUACCUCAAAGAUGCGAUUGUUAGUGCUGGAUGAGGCAGAUAAAAUGUACACCCAAUCUUUUCGACAAGAUCUGCGUCGUAUACAAAAUGCUUUGCCGGCAAAAAAGCAAACUAUUGCAUGUAGUGCAACAUUUUGUGACGGCUUAGAUAAAGAGUUGGCGAAGAUAAUGCGUAAUCCUCUACUAAUUUCAACUGAGGAAAGAGCUACGCUAUUAGUUGGAAUUAAACAAUUCGCCUAUGAAAUCCCGGAACAAAAAACGAGUAUAUUAGAAAUGCAGUCAAAACUAGAAGGCCUUCGGGUUAUUUUUGGACGUGUAGCAUUUAAGCAGUGUUUGAUAUUUGCUGGCUCCCAAUCGCGCGCCAACUCCUACUGCAACUAUUUGGAAAAAGAAGGUUGGCCUUGCGAACUUAUUUCUGGCGCUCAGGAUCAGAAAACUCGACUCGCAAUGUUUCAUAAAUUUCGAGAAUUCAAAUCGAGAAUUAUUAUAACAACCGAUCUUAUGUCCCGGGGGGUUGAUUCCGAGCAUGUUAACCUGGUUAUCAAUUUGGAACUACCGAAUGACAUGGUAACUUAUUUGCAUCGUAUUGGACGGGCAGGACGUUUUGGUUCGCAUGGCAUUGCUAUUAAUUUCGUUGCUUCUGAGAAAGACCGUUGCACAUUAACACGUCUUAUAUCGCGUAUUGGUAAUGGUAUGAAUGUUCUAAAAUUUCCACAAAGACAAAUUGCUCAAACUGAGCAGGAGUAUGACAUUUGGGAUUUUUCAAAUUUGGAAAAAGAUCAAAACUACUUUGGCCAAUUUGGAUGUGAGCCUUUAGCACCUUUAGCAUCUCAGGACCACAGUUCCUUUUCAGAUACACAAGAGAAUAAAGAGAAUCAAACUGAUAAUUUUAUUAACACAAGUUCAUCAAUUGAUACAAAUACUUUUCGCGUAGACUCCAAAGAUAGUGCACUAAAUAUACAGGAAAAUCUUUUAGAACGACCUGAAUGUAACCAUCUAAUACUCUCCCCUUCACAUAAGCUUACCAUAGACUCACGCCAGGGUUCUUCACAGCAACUCCCUUCUUCGAAUACCAUUGAUGAUGCUAGUAGCAUUGCCGCAGACAGUCUUCGUAGUAGCCAACAAGAUAUUUCUCGAUACCAAUCUGUGCUAAUGCAAAAAGCGGCUAUUCCUACACUAUUCGAAUUCCUAGUCGAUCCUAAUAGCUGUGAAAGUCAAAUGGAUGCUAAAGAAGGCGAAGCUAAAAAGAAACCGCCAAUAGAUUUGUUUGAUGACUAUAAAAAAGCAGUUCUUACGAAUUCUGAUAAUUCAUUGAAAGAGACUGAAGAAACUGGAUUAGAAUCACACAUAUCUAACAAGAUAACUGCUUAUAAGUCUAUGCUUAUCGACCAGCCAGUCCAAAAUAACUUAGCAGAGAAUAAACAUGAUAUAUAUUCUGACUAUGCCAAUUUCAAUGCUGAGGAAUAUUCCAGCAGCCUGAGCCAAGAAACUGGUUCCAACGAGAUUGAUAAAGGAACUUUUAUUCUUUCGGUUGCAACGCCUUCAAGAAUGCAGGAUUCUAUUGAAGAGUUCGUCAAUACUACGGAAACAGCUAGUGACUUGAAAAAUUCACAAUCUAUAUCAGAGAGUUUAGAAGUUUCUGAAGUAAAGCACUUUACUUCACCAGCUCAUAAUCAACCAAACAAUACAAUACCUGAUGUUGUUCCCCCUUGUCAACGUAUGUCGUAUAAUCUUAAACACAUUCAUAAUUUAACAGUAAAUGUAGGUGCCCAGAUUGAAAUUCCGCCACAUCAACAAUCGCAUUCUGACUCACCUGCUCUAAACGAUUCCGUUUUACGUUCCCGUGAGGAAGAUCCGUCCCCUACGAUUAGUGCCAGUAAUUCCUUGAAUUCUCGAUCGAAUUCGGAGCGUGGAGGAAGCAGUGGCUUCAAUGAACGCAAUACCACUAGCGCUUCUUCUGGCAUUGUAACAUCUGAUACCGAGCCUGAACGUUACGUUCAAAAUGGAUAUUAUUCGUCCUCAGAAACUGGAACCGGGUCCAGCUAUGAAGUCGAUCCGGAAUUAUUAUUUCCCUAUCCAGAUUCAAGUAAGGAAUCUGGAGGGGACGAUGAAGAUGAAGAAAACGACGUCGAAAUUGAAGGGGAAGAUGAAUAUGAAGAAAACGACGACGACAUUGAAGACGAGUAUAAGGAUGAGGAAAACGACGAUGAAAUUGAAGAGGAAGAUGAAAUGGGAAAUGAUGAAGAAGUGGAAGAUGAAGAGUAUGAUCAAGAUGAAGUUGAAGAAAAUUAUGAAGAAGAAAAUGACCGCGAAAGUAAUAGCAAGACGGCAGAAAUUGAUUCUGAAGUCGCAACAUCGACCAAGAAAAGAACAGAAGAUAGCGUUUCAAAAGGAAAAGAUAGCGCGGAAGGAACUAACAAGACAAAACAUUCUAAAACACAAGGGGGAAAGAAUUCUUCAGAAAAAGCUAAAGAAACUCAAAAUGACACCCAAUGGUCUCAGUAUAAUUUUUAUGGUAGUGAGUAUGAAGCGGCACAUGCUCUAUGGAUGGAAAUAUACUGGACACAACUGCGGCAAAUACAAGAAUACGUGCAAAUGACACGUGAUGUGGGAAAGUCAGAGGAUAAAAAGUAAAUAUGUAACUGCGCGUAAAUGAUACAAUCAUACAUGUUUGAAUGUAUGUAAAAUGUGAAUUUAUUAAUUAAUUUAAUUUAUUGUUUAACUCAUACAAAGAAUUUCAUAAAAUGAAUUUGAAGUUUUUCCGAAAUACGUAUUAAAAUGAACAGAAGUACCGUUAAAAUUAUAUUCGUGUUUCUCUUGAAUCUUA
This is a messenger RNA of Rhagoletis zephyria (snowberry fruit fly), 3422 nucleotides long. RefSeq names its product Gemin 3 (gene Gem3). Gene Ontology annotation, cellular component: cytosol. NCBI's taxonomy places the organism in Eukaryota, Metazoa, Arthropoda, Insecta, Diptera, Tephritidae. The record is from RefSeq and is a predicted model, not a curated record. Gene Ontology annotation, molecular function: RNA helicase activity; nucleic acid binding; ATP binding.